CAGAGAAACGGAAGAGGGUGAAAAUCAAAGAGUGCUUCACUAUGAGCCCCUCAAACCACUUGUUAACCCAGAUGAAAUACAGACUACCAUUUCUCCACUCAAAAUAUGUUUAGCUGCAGAAGAUAUUGUCAAUACCAUGCUGACAAGUUUUGGCCUUUCAAAUCAAACAUCACACACUACUGAAAAUACGGAAACCAUGAAGCCGUUUUUUAUAUCAAAGGAAAGCCUUCACUGCCUAACAUCUGAACAACUAAAGAAUGAGAAAAGCCUGCUUAAAAUAUGGGAAAAAAGAAACAGCUAUGGAACUGAAGAAGAAAACAAAGGCCUUGUGGCAAGUGGAGAAGAUUCCGUUUUACUGGAAAAGUGGAAAAAUAAGUACCUGAAGUUAGAGAAAACUCUUGAAGAGCCUGGAGUCAUUGCUUUUGCUGAUCGGGAACUGGGACCACAUGAAGUCCACCUAGUAGCAAGAUAUGUUACUACAUCAGUGGUCACACAUUUCAACAACUUUGAAACCAGAGACGGAGUGUUUAGUUAGAACUGGACACAGCAUUGAAACAUUGAGAAGAGCAUCAAUAAGUGGGAAGAAUUACUCAACUGAGAUACCUGUUGCAGGAAACAGAAAGAAAGAAAAACGCGUUUCUUUGGAUCAGAUGGGACGACUGAAUGUAAAGCCUUUAGAGACUUCUAGUAGGAAUUCAUUUCAGAGUUUAAUAAAGCCCGACAUCACCAAAGUGGAGCUUUUAAAAGAUGUCCAAAGCAAAAAAGAUCUUAUCAUUCGGUUAAUAACUCAUGAUAUUAGUCAAGAAAAUUUAGAAAGGAAAGAAGAAAGCUUAGCUUCUGAUGAAGAUGAAGUUGUUUUACAAGAGGUUGUUAAAGAAGAAGAAGAAUUUCCAGAAAACUCACUCGAAGAUCAAGUAAAAGAAGACAUGAAGCUCGCUACCAGCACAGUGGCUCACCCUAAGCCACCAAUUAGCAAAUGCAGUCUGAAAAAACUUUUGUCAGUAGGAAAAUGUCAGCCCAAAUCCAGUGUAACUAUAAUUACUGAAGGGUCACGGGCAAAACAGAUGGAAUCUGAACAGACACUAAUGAGAACUGUUUCUAACACUGAUGUAACUACCUCAGAAUGCUUGACUGACACAAACUCGCCUUGGGAGAAAAAGACACAACUGAGCGAAACAGAAAUGAGAUCUAGCACCGAACCAACACAUCACUUCAUCCAUAGAAUGAUGAGUGCAUCUUCAUAUAAUGAAGAAGAUCUGCCUUCAUUUUCUAGUUUUGAUGACGAACGUCUGUCAGAUCCAAGUGCCAAAGUUACAGAAGAGAGUCUUGAAUGUCCACCUCUGGAGAAUUUGAGCAGUCUUAAGUUUAUCACCCACUAUCAACGCAGAAGUAACCUGACCAGCCAAUAUCCCUCAAACGAUGACACUUCAGACUUUGAAAAGCACCAUACUUCUUCGAGACAGGGGUCUGAAAUGAUGAGGAAGAUAUCAUCAGCUUUCUUGAAAGUGUUUUCAAGAUCUAACACCAGUGUUCCGAAACCUUCCUCACCCUCACCCCCUCACCAGGACAGAAAGUGA
Messenger RNA from Cervus elaphus (red deer), 1577 nucleotides. RefSeq names its product fibrous sheath-interacting protein 2-like. The record is from RefSeq and is a predicted model, not a curated record. NCBI's taxonomy places the organism in Eukaryota, Metazoa, Chordata, Mammalia, Artiodactyla, Cervidae. Bases 471 to 1577 code for a protein of 368 amino acids. The transcript is spliced from 8 exons.